Messenger RNA from Vigna angularis (adzuki bean), 1674 nucleotides. Its product is annotated as serine/threonine-protein phosphatase 7. The record is from RefSeq and is a predicted model, not a curated record. NCBI's taxonomy places the organism in Eukaryota, Viridiplantae, Streptophyta, Magnoliopsida, Fabales, Fabaceae. Bases 36 to 1427 code for a protein of 463 amino acids. Gene Ontology annotation, cellular component: cytosol; nucleus. Gene Ontology annotation, molecular function: protein serine/threonine phosphatase activity. The transcript is spliced from 5 exons.
GUGGUUUAAAAUCUCUGCAACUCCGUUCAUCUACCAUGACCCUGCAAGCUGAUUCAGCAGGAGCAGCAGUACCACCUGAUUCCGCAACCACAAACGGCAUCGUCCCCAACUUAGAGGAAACGCCACAGCCGCACCCACAGCCACAGUCUCCGCCUAGUCCGCAACCUUCGCAUCCCUCUCCGCCGUCAGAACUGCGUUUACCAAUAUGGUGGCCGGAAGAUGGAAAUCUCAGCAUGGAUUGGGUAGAGAACCUGAUGCUGUGCUUCGAUUGGUGUUCUCGGAAUCUUCCUCCGUCAGAGUUACCUUCGGUUUUACCCGUCAAAGUCUUCGACUCGCUCAUCCUCAUGGCCUCCAAGAUGCUUCACAAGGAACCCAAUUGCGUCACUAUAGACCCCUUUCGCCCUAGUCCCAACGAUAGCUCUCCAUCGGCCGCAUCGGUUGUUGUGGUGGGCGACGUUCAUGGACAACUCCAUGAUCUUCUCUUCCUUCUCCAAGAUGCCGGCUUCCCCUCCCGAGAUCGAAUCUUUGUCUUCAACGGGGAUUACGUGGAUCGAGGAGCCUGGGGCCUCGAAACCUUCUUGCUGUUGUUGGCUUGGAAGGUAUUCAUGCCACAUAACAUAUAUCUGCUACGAGGGAAUCAUGAAUCAAAAUACUGUACCUCAGUUUAUGGUUUUGAGAAAGAAGUAAUGGUAAAGUAUGGUGAUAAAGGUAAGCAUGUGUACCGGAAAUGUUUGGGGUGCUUUGAAGGUCUUCCUUUGGCUUCUAUUAUAGCAGGGUGUGUAUACACGGCUCAUGGAGGACUUUUCCGCAGUGUAACUGUGAUGCCGUCAAAGAGGUUUAAAGGAAAGAAGAACCGUAAGAUUAAUGUCAAUCAUGACAGCAAAACUCUAUCACUUGGUUCCUUGGAAGAAUUGUCUAAGGCUCGACGAUCAGUUCUUGAUCCUCCUUGGGAAGGUCCAAAUUUGAUUCCUGGCGAUGUUUUGUGGUCUGAUCCAUCAAAAAAUCUGGGUCUUGCUCCAAAUAAAGAAAGAGGCAUUGGCUUGUUGUGGGGUCCUGAUUGUACUGAAGAAUUUUUGAAGAAGUACCAACUAAAGUUGAUCAUCAGAUCACAUGAAGGCCCAGAUGCUAGGGAGAAAAGGGAUGGUCUAGAUGGAAUGGAUGAAGGUUACACCAUUGACCAUACUGUAGAUUCUGGAAAGCUGGUCACUGUGUUUAGUGCUCCAGAUUACCCACAGUUUCAGGCAACAGAGAAGAGGUAUAACAACAAAGGUUCCUAUGUUGUCCUUGAACCCCCGAAUUUUGACAAUCCUAUAUUUCAUGGAUUUUCAGCUGUUACUCCCAGGCCGAAGGUAAAUGCCUAUUACGAUUACGAAGAGGUGAUAGACUCGGAUGAAGAAUUGGACCUGGCAUCCAUGGUAACUUCCUGAGGAUUUUUUCUACUAUGAAUGUCAAAAAGUUUUCAAUUUGUAAAAUUUGUAUGGUUAUUUUUUGAGAUUAUCAGGCUUUAUCAUUAACUUAUAUAAUUGUUAAUUAUAUAUCCAAUUUAUUAUGUUUUGUGAAAUCAAUUGCCCCCAACAGUAGUUACUGGACAGUUCAGUAUGACCACUGUAAAUUGUCAAAGAAACUCUGCUGGUUUUCAAUCCAAUGCAUGUUUUCAGUUAGUUUUCUUCUGUA